UUUAAAUGCCAGAGUUCCACUGUCAAAACAGAGAGAAGGACGCAACAAUAUGAUGGACCUUUUUGAGACCAACUCUUAUCUUUUCAAUGAUUUCUAUUUGGAAGAAGGGGAUCAUGGACCACUACAACAUAUGGACAUGGCGGGGGUGUCUCCUCUUUACAACAGCAACGACAGCCCGGUGUCGCCAGGCCAGGAGAAUGUUCCGUCGGAGACAGGGGGGGAAAGCAGCGGCGAGGAGCAUGUGCUUGCCCCUCCGGGUCUCCAGUCGCACUGCGACGGCCAAUGCCUCAUGUGGGCCUGUAAGAUCUGUAAGAGAAAGUCAGCGCCAACGGAUAGACGCAAGGCCGCAACGCUCCGGGAGAGGAGAAGGCUCAAGAAGAUCAACGAGGCCUUCGAUGCACUGAAGAAAAAGACCGUGGCUAAUCCCAACCAGAGACUACCCAAGGUGGAGAUCUUACGCAGUGCCAUUAGCUACAUUGAGAGGCUACAGGAUUUGUUGCAGACGUUGGACGACCAAGAGAAAAUUCAAAACGGAUCUUCUUUUAACGCCAAAGAACACAAUGCGGCCAAUGAUGAGUAUCAGUGGAAGAGAUCCUCUGAGACCUGGCGAAGCUCUGCCGAUCAUUCCAGCGUAGCAAUGAACCAGAGAGACGGAACCAGUGAGUCCUCUGCCUCCUCCAGCCUGUUGCAUCUGUCUUCCAUUGUAGACAGCAUCACAACUGAUGAGAAAAUCAAGUUUCCCGCAGAUGUCUCUGAAAGUUAAAAUUGAAAUUAACAACAAUUUUAUUAGUGAGAUUAUUAUUUUUUUUUGUUACAUUCAACAAUUUUGGCUUUUUAUUUGUGACAAGUCCUUCAUGGACGGACAGGAAGAGCAACAAAUUUGUAUAUAUUUUAUAUUACAUUCUUUUAAAAGGUAUUUAUUUUGUUUUCAAAAGUUACCAACUUCUUGAAAAAGACCGAACGUUUGUACAUAAAGCUGACCAACAAAUAAAGUACU
This is a messenger RNA of Nematolebias whitei (Rio pearlfish), 997 nucleotides long. RefSeq names its product myogenic factor 6 (gene myf6). Gene Ontology annotation, molecular function: RNA polymerase II cis-regulatory region sequence-specific DNA binding; DNA-binding transcription factor activity, RNA polymerase II-specific; protein dimerization activity. The transcript has 3 exons. The coding region runs from base 50 to 763 and encodes 237 amino acids. NCBI's taxonomy places the organism in Eukaryota, Metazoa, Chordata, Actinopteri, Cyprinodontiformes, Rivulidae. Gene Ontology annotation, biological process: regulation of transcription by RNA polymerase II; muscle organ development; positive regulation of myoblast differentiation. The record is from RefSeq and is a predicted model, not a curated record.